AUGCAGACUGCUUCUACAAACAUUUGUGAAAGAAUGGGUCGCUCUCAGGAGCUCAGUGACUCCAAGCGUGGUCCCGUGAUAGGUUGUCACCUGUGCAAUAAGUCCAUCCGUGACAUUUCCUGGCUACUAAAUAUUCCACGAUCAACUGUUAGUGGGAUUAUAACAAAGUGGAAGCAACUGGGAACAACAGCAACUCAGCCACCAAGUGGUAGGCCACGUAAAAUGACAGAGCGGGGUCAGCCAUGCUGAAGUGCACAGUGCGCAGAAGUCGCCAACUGUCUGCAGAGUCACUUAGUUUCAGUGAAGGGAACUCUUAAGGCGUCAGCAUACCAAGACAAUUUCAUGCUUCCAACUUUGUGGGAACAGUUUGGUGAUGGCCCCUUCCUGUUCCAAUAUGACUGCGCACCAGU
Molecule: messenger RNA, 410 nt
Organism: Staurois parvus
Lineage: Eukaryota; Metazoa; Chordata; Amphibia; Anura; Ranidae
Source: the annotation of a GenBank genome assembly